This is a messenger RNA of Aspergillus heteromorphus CBS 117.55, 1728 nucleotides long. Its product is annotated as glycerol kinase. Gene Ontology annotation, molecular function: glycerol kinase activity. Gene Ontology annotation, cellular component: mitochondrion. The record is from RefSeq and is a predicted model, not a curated record. Bases 1 to 1728 code for a protein of 575 amino acids. Lineage: Eukaryota; Fungi; Ascomycota; Eurotiomycetes; Eurotiales; Aspergillaceae. The transcript is spliced from 4 exons. Gene Ontology annotation, biological process: triglyceride metabolic process; glycerol metabolic process; glycerol-3-phosphate biosynthetic process.
AUGAGGAACCCCUUCGAUAUGGAAGACCUCGACUCCGCCAUCGAGCAGGAGCAUCAGAAUUCCUUCAACGACGUGCACACACACCAGUCGCAUGACGGCAACCGCUCCCUGCUCCAGGAGGCUGAGAACCGUUCCGAUGGUGACAACCUGAAGAACCGCUUCAUCGGGGCCAUUGACACCGGCACCACCAGCUCCCGCUUCAUCAUCUUUGACUGCACGGGCGUGCCCGUGGCCAAAUACCAGAUCGAAUUCCGUCAGAUUCACGAACAUCCAGGGUGGCACGAACAAGAUCCGUUCGAACUCGUGGAGUCUGUUUACACAUGUAUCGAAGAGGCCAUGAAGACGUUCCUCGCCCUCGGCCACUCCAGGGACGACAUCGAGGCCAUCGGUAUCACCAGCCAGCGAGAAACGACCGUGUGCUGGGACUGGGAGACGGGCGAGCCCCUACACAACGCCAUCGCAUGGCCCGAUACUCGAACCACCGGGCUGGUGCGUGAAUUCAAGGCGAAGAAAGGUGCCGAUGAGCUGUUAGGCCUGUGCGGUAUUCCUCUGUCAACAUACCCCUCGUCCGUCACCCUUGUGUGGAUGCUCCGCAAUCUCCCCGAGGUGAAGAAGGCGUAUGACGAGGGUCGGCUUGCGUUUGGUACCCCCGACGCCUGGCUCCUGUACAACCUCAACGGCGGACCGGAUGGUGCCCGUCUGGUGACCGAUGUCUCCAACGCAUCCAGGACCCAGUUCAUGAACCUCGAAACGCUCGACUAUGACGAUCGCCUAUUGGACUUCUUCGGCAUUGAUCGGAACAAGAUCCGACUGCCGGAAAUCCUGCCCUCCUCGGACCCUGAGGGUUACGGGUGGGUCAGAGGUGGCCCGCUUGACGGCACUCCGAUCACCAGCUGCCUUGGAGACCAGUCUUCGGCGAUGGUUGGCCACUGUGCGUUCACCCCCGGGUCGGCAAAGAACACCUACGGCACGGGAUGUUUCCUCCUCUACAACGUUGGCGAGAAGCCGGUCAUCUCCCAACACGGCCUGCUGGGAACGGUAGGCUUCCAGAUGGGCAAGAACCGGAAGGCCGUAUAUGCGCUCGAAGGCAGUGUGGCUGUUGCCGGCAGUGGUAUCUCAUUCCUGAUGAACAACAUGGGUUUCUUCCGUGAUUCCCGCAAAGUCAGUGACCUUGCGGCUUCUGUCCCUGACAGUGGUGGCUGUGUUUUCGUGACUGCCUUCAGUGGUCUGUUUGCGCCGUACUGGAUCGACGACGCCCAGGGAACUAUCUUCGGUAUCACGCAACACACCCAGCGUGGACACAUUGCACGCGCAACCAUGGAAGCGGCUUGCUACCAAACCAAGGCCAUCCUGGAUGCCAUGGAGAUGGACAGCGGACACAAACUGGCGGAAUUGGCUGUCGACGGCGGCAUGAGCAAUUCCGACAUUUGCAUGCAGACCCAAGCCGAUAUCAUCCAAAUCCCGGUCGAGCGACCAGCCAUGCACGAGACGACGGCGCUGGGAGCCGCCAUCGCAGCCGGGUUCGCGAUCGACAUCUGGCAAGAUUUCGACGACCUCAAGAACAUGAACCGCGCCAACCGCACCACCUUCCUCCCCCACACCUCCUCCGUCCAGAGCAAGAAGCUGUACCGCCAGUGGAGCAAGGCUGUCGAGAUGUCGCGCGGCUGGCUCGACACGAGCGGCGCCGACGAAGACGAAGAAACCGAAAACGGAACCAACGGAGCAUGA